Messenger RNA from Microthlaspi erraticum, 663 nucleotides. The record is from the annotation of a GenBank genome assembly. Lineage: Eukaryota; Viridiplantae; Streptophyta; Magnoliopsida; Brassicales; Brassicaceae.
AUGGCGAAUGAGGUGAUCCUUCUUGAUUACUGGCCGAGCAUGUUCGGGAUAAGGACGAGGAUCGCGUUGAGGGAGAAAGGUGUCGAGUUCGAGUACAGAGAAGAGGAUAUCAUCAACAACAAGAGCUCAUUGCUUCUUGAAAUGAAUCCGAUUCACAAAAAGAUUCCCGUUCUUAUCCACGAUGGUAAACCGGUUUGCGAAUCUACCAUUCAGGUUCAGUACAUUGACGAGGUAUGGUCUCACAAGAACCCUAUCCUCCCUACCGAUCCUUACCAGAGAUCUCAGGCUAGGUUUUGGGUUGACUUCAUCGACAAGAAGAUGUACGAUGCACAGAAGAAGAUUUGGGCGACCAAUGGUGAGGAACAAGAGUCAGGCAAGAAGGAGUUCAUUGAGAUACUCAAGACUCUUGAAGCUGAGCUUGGAGACAAACCUUUCUUUGGUGGCGAUGACUUUGGCUAUGUAGACAUUGGAUUGAUUGGUUACUACACGUGGUUUCAUGCAUACGAGACGUUUGGUAACUUCAGCAUCGAAUCAGAGUGUCCGAAACUGAUUGGUUGGGGUAAGAAGUGUAUGGAGAGGGAGAGCGUGGCUAAGUCCUUGCCUGAGUCUGAGAAGGUUACUGCAUUGCUCUCGGGGUACAGGAAGAGAAAUUUAGUUGAGUAG